Molecule: messenger RNA, 918 nt
Organism: Penicillium olsonii
Lineage: Eukaryota; Fungi; Ascomycota; Eurotiomycetes; Eurotiales; Aspergillaceae
Source: the annotation of a GenBank genome assembly
AUGGCCGAGAAGUCGAACGUGCGGGGGAAUCCCAAAGCCCAAAGCUCCAGUCCCGCCCCAACUCCAACCCCAUCCCUCGCAAAUCGCAUCCAAUCCUCCGCAACAGGCCUAGCAAAGAGCACCUUCAAACCAGGCUCCGAUCUCAACAACACCCUCUCAUCAACAAACAGCAAAUCCGGACCCUCCGCACAGUCCUCCAAUGCAGGUACCUCAAUAGACUCCCUCUCAGGGCCGACAUCGUCCGUCGGCCCGAAACAGGAGUCAUUCCGGAGCUCCAACUCCGCGAUCCCAGACGAAGAAUUCAACUUCCAACAAGCGCCCCAGCUCGACGAAGAAGAUGCCCUACACGAUACGAAAGGCAAAGGCCGACUAGACUCGUGGAAUACAAACUAUGUCUCAAGCCAAUCCCAAUCCCAAUCCCAGCUCCAGUCCCACCCGCAGAAUCAGAAUCAGAACCAGAACCACAACCAAAACCCAGAAGACGGCGCAGCAGUCGUCGACCUCCUCUCCGCCCCAUCCACAGAAGAAGACCCCGCCACAAUCCCAGAAACAGACCUCGACCCAGCUCCACUACCGCUUUCAGCAAGCGAGAGAGAAGCACUGGACUCAUUUAGACUCUCGUCGCAUGGCCCGCGCUUGACGAGCGCAAGCUUAGUGCCUGAUAUCGACACAUUCUUGAGUCAGGGAUACAAUGAGAGUCAGGGACAAGGGCAGGGCCAGGCGCUUCGAGAUGAAGUACUGGCUCGGCUUCCUGGGGCGGGGGAUUGGGUUGGUGUGCAGGAGAGGUAUCAUGAGGAGGUUUGGGGGUUCCUGGGACCUGUGCUUGAGGCUGCGAGGACGGAGAUUGAACAGGGUAGGAGUGAGGAGGGGCCGGCCGUUAGGAGACUGAAGAUGAUAUUGGGACAUAUGGGGGGAUGA